AUGUCUGAAGAAAUUGUAAUAUCUGGUAUAGCCGGAAGGUAUCCAGAAUGUGACAGUUUUAAUGAAUUUAAGGAAGCUCUAUUUAGCGGCAAGGAUUUGAUUACUGAAGAUAACCGAAGAUUUGAACCAGGUACUUACAAUACCCCCAAAAGGACUGGAAAAAUCAAUGGUGUAGAAAAUUUUGAUGCAUCCUUUUUUGGGAUACCACCUAGACUAGCGAACUUUAUAGAACCAAGACAUAGAAUUGUGUUUGAAACGGUUUUUGAAGCCAUGGUAGAUGCAGGUUAUAACCCUAAAGAAUUCAGAGGUACAAACAUGGGUGUUUUUGUUGGCUGUAGCAAUUUUGGUGCGGAAGAAAUUUACUCUGAUGCAGAUAAUACAUUUGGAUACUCAGCUUUUGGCUGUGUUAUCUCACAAUUAGCCAACAGAAUAUCAUUUUGUUUUGAUCUGAAAGGACCUAGUUUUACCAUAGAUACAGCGUGCUCGUCUAGUUUUUAUGCGUUAGCAAAUGCUGUUAACGCGAUUGAGAGUGGUCGAAUUGAUGCAGCUAUUGUAGCAGAUUUUGAAAAGCAGUUCAUGUCCUUGCCUUAUGAAAGACUUUUAAAUAAUGAUAUAAGAACAUAG
Sitophilus oryzae (rice weevil) is the source of this 624-nucleotide messenger RNA. RefSeq names its product fatty acid synthase-like. Gene Ontology annotation, biological process: fatty acid biosynthetic process. Gene Ontology annotation, molecular function: 3-oxoacyl-[acyl-carrier-protein] synthase activity; fatty acid synthase activity. The record is from RefSeq and is a predicted model, not a curated record. Bases 1 to 624 code for a protein of 207 amino acids. The transcript has 4 exons. NCBI's taxonomy places the organism in Eukaryota, Metazoa, Arthropoda, Insecta, Coleoptera, Curculionidae.